AACCACUGACGCCCCACCGACGGAAGCGGAACUAAUGCUAACAAAUGCUACACGGAUGAAUUUAUGUAAAGGACAAGAUGGAGGCAAAGUGUGUGAAGAUGUAGCCAGCAGCAAGAUUUUUUAAAACUUCAGGAUGGCACGGUCAAAAAAUGAAAGUUUCCCCGGUGACAUGAAAAUAGCAGCACCCGAAGAAGAAGUAGUGGCGUCGAAGGACGAAAUGUCCCCGUGUGUCCCAGGACAAACCAAAACCUCCACCGCAAGAGUUUUAACCCAGGAGGAGGUGGACAGACUCGGCGGGGAACGGGCUCUGGUGUCCGGGUUCAAGCAGAUGAAGCUGGAGAAAGAAGCUCAGAAAAACUGGGACCUGUUUUACAAAAGAAACACGACGAAUUUCUUCAAGGACAGACACUGGACCACCAGAGAAUUUGAAGAGCUCAAAGCGUGCAGAGAGUUUGACUCACAGAAGUUGGUGCUGCUGGAGGCCGGCUGCGGUGUGGGAAACUGCAUCUUCCCUCUGCUCGAGGACGACCUCAACAUCUUCGUCUACGCCUGUGACUUCUCACCACGAGCUGUUGAAUUUGUCAAACAAAACCCUCUGUACUGCCCCGAGCGCUGCUGUGCCUUCCAGUGUGAUUUAACUAAAGAUGAUCUGAGAGCAAAUGUGCCUGAGGGCAGCGUGGACGUCGCCACUCUCAUCUUUGUUCUGUCCGCCAUCCAUCCGGAUAAGAUGAAUCUGGCUUUGCAGAACAUCAGCAGGGUGCUGAAGCCUGGAGGCAUUGUCCUUUUUAGGGAUUAUGGCCUGUACGACCAUGCCAUGCUCCGAUUCAAAGCUGGGAGCAAGCUGGGGGAGAACUUUUAUGUACGCCAAGACGGAACAAGGUCUUAUUUCUUCUCCAAAGAGUUCCUGGCUGAGCUCUUUGAUGAGACGGGUUUCCAGUCUGUUGCAAACGACUACGUCCUUAGAGAGACCGUUAACAAGAAGGAGGGACUCUGUGUUCCCAGGGUGUUCCUGCAGAGUAAAUUCACCAAGCCUGGCCAAUCAGAAAGCUCCUGACGUCACAUGGCCUUUUUCUGUCAUCUCAUCUCUUUCUUUGAGGAACUGGGAGCAUAAUUAAGGUAGAUUAAUAAUAACUCCUCCAACUAAUUGGUGAGUAAGGCUCACUGACACACUGGAGCUGGUCCUUUGCCGUCAGAUGAAGACAGUGCUUGCACUGGGAAACUUACAGAUGGAAAUAUGUAUGAACAUGUAGGACAAAAAUGCCAAUAAUGAAGUUUGAACUGACAUUUCAUUGCCUUUGUUGAACUUUGUUCAUCUGGCAGCGUCACCAUGAGAAGUUUCUGGGCCUCAGUGUGAUAAUAUUUCACAGAUACGGUAGAAACACCAUGACUCAUUAAGAGACAGUUAUAUUCAGCAUAAAGAACAACGAAACAAUCCUCAGAUGUCUCAUCUUCUCUGGAUUGACAUUCCAUAAGUUGUCCAGCGGAGUGUGCUGUUGGUGAGUUACCAUGUGAUUCAGUAUCCACCAAAUCCCACAGGAGCAUUCAAGCCAAUUCAGAGAAUCACUGCAGUGGAGGUUAUACAGAAACUUUCUGUACAGAGUGUGGAAAAACAAAACAAGAAGCUCGUGGUGGAGCUCUGUUAAAGCACCAGAGACUAAAACCCAAAAAGGAAACAGCACAGUGAUUACACAGAGAAAAAUGAGAAUAUUAGAAAGACGUUACAGUGCCACUGAAAGUUUUACCUUUUUACCUUUGCAGCCUUUUCAGCAGCUGUAAUUUGUAACUGAAUUGGAAUUCAAUCAUUUACAUGUGUGGAUCGAGCAGCUUAAGGUUCUUGUGUUUUUGUGAUUGUCAGUGAAUAAUUGUGGAAACUUUAAGGCCCUUUAUACAUGGAUGACAAUAAAAUUUAUUAAAGGAAGAAUUAAGGAUUUUUUUUUAACCUUUUCUUCACAACACUGCAAACAUUCACCGUUAACAUGCCACUGUCAAAUAGAUUUUUAUAUCCGAGUCUACAUGUUACCAGUAAAUGCUUUGCUCUAAAUACAGCUUCCUGUUCAGUAGGUGUCAUCCUCUCAAACCUUCCUCGGCAAAACUUUCAGCAGAAAACCACAAACAGAAAAAAGGUGUGAAAAGAUAAAACAAGCACUGCUGUUUGAGGCAAAAAUUCAAUAUUUUCCUGUUGGGUUUCCUCUUUGUAUCAGAAACCACAGAGGGUACAUGCAAUACAAUUGCCAACAGAGCGACACUGCCAUCUCUAGUUUAAUGACUAAUCACAAAUUUUACAUUGAUCCCAGCUGCAGAACUGCCAAUUGUCUUUGUGUGUAAUGAUGCCAACAGUACUUGGCAUCAUUACACACGGUUCAAAACCCCGAGCAGAGGCUCACAAGUCUACAUGAAGUGUGGUGUUCCCCUUUAAUCUGACUGCACGUCACUUUAAGCCUGACUUCGAAACGACACACAAUUCAUUGCUUCCUGUCCCACGGUUUGGCUGGUGCAGACCCCCACGCUGAGAUGGAAUCACACCUUCACGCUGUUCUUCAUGACCUGCCCAUUUUCUAAAUCAUCACAGAGGCUAAUUCUUAUGCUGUUAUUCUAGCAGAUGUGGCUUUGUCCUGCCCACUUGUGGUUGUGUAG
This is a messenger RNA of Toxotes jaculatrix (banded archerfish), 2634 nucleotides long. RefSeq names its product methyltransferase like 6 (gene mettl6). NCBI's taxonomy places the organism in Eukaryota, Metazoa, Chordata, Actinopteri, Toxotidae. The transcript has 6 exons. The record is from RefSeq and is a predicted model, not a curated record. Bases 134 to 1054 code for a protein of 306 amino acids.